Messenger RNA from Trachymyrmex cornetzi, 665 nucleotides. Its product is annotated as replication protein A 70 kDa DNA-binding subunit-like. The transcript has 5 exons. Bases 333 to 497 code for a protein of 54 amino acids. Gene Ontology annotation, cellular component: nucleus. Gene Ontology annotation, molecular function: DNA binding. NCBI's taxonomy places the organism in Eukaryota, Metazoa, Arthropoda, Insecta, Hymenoptera, Formicidae. Gene Ontology annotation, biological process: DNA replication. The record is from RefSeq and is a predicted model, not a curated record.
UAUUUGCUUCACCUCAGAAGGUGGUGCAGUUGGGACAUGUUACGCACGCAUGCGUAAUGAUUGAGAAUGGGUAGUGUUGAGAGAAGUAUUUCAUGGUUCUUAAUUCCCACGACUCGCAUCAUUAAACGCAGCCAAAGUGAAAAGUCAUCUAUUCGGCGGGAAACAGUAGAACAACGGACUAGAACGUGCUAGAACGUAGUAAAACGUAGCGAAGAGGGGCAAGCGUUAUUGUGCGUGAUCGUCAAGAUUUGGAACUUUUUUGCGAAAGCUCUCUGUUUCGAUAAGAAAUUGAUAGACUCUUACGGCCGUGCUGAUAAUAAUAAACCGCAAUCAUGUACAAUUUAACGGAAGGAGCAUUGGAGAAAACCAUUCGAGCGGACUUCAGCAAAGACAAACACGUUAUGUACAUAUUGGAUAUUGAAGUAUUGGUUUCUGGCGAUCAAGUCGGAAACAAAAUAGGUAAUCCGACUAAAAUAGAAAUGAAGCCAGAGCUUUAAUCUACGUCUACGUCUACGUCUACAUCUACAUCUAAGGCCACAACUGCACAUUACCAAAAUGGUUCAAUCAGAAAUGGUACUUCAAAUAAUCAAGCCUCUUCUGACAUAUACACUACGCCAAUCGCAGCAUUAAGCCCUUACCAAAACAAGUGAGAGAGAGAGAGAGAG